Messenger RNA from Eutrema salsugineum, 2203 nucleotides. Its product is annotated as ultraviolet-B receptor UVR8. The record is from RefSeq and is a predicted model, not a curated record. NCBI's taxonomy places the organism in Eukaryota, Viridiplantae, Streptophyta, Magnoliopsida, Brassicales, Brassicaceae. The transcript is spliced from 7 exons. Bases 586 to 2052 code for a protein of 488 amino acids.
ACGACUCAGCUUCAAAAGAUUCUGCAAAACUCUCUAAUGACAGAGAGGAAGAAUCGCCACAAAAAGAAGCUUAAGAAGCAAGAUAUUGAUUUCCCCCUAUUUUUCUAUUGCUCUUCACACGUCUCUCACUGUUUUAUUUUUUUCUUUCAUAUAAAAGCUCUUUUUAGACUUUUGGUUUCAUUUGUUUAGUGGGGAAGUUUCGGUGGAUUUUUCCGCACCGAAAAAGUCAAGAGCUUUUGCUUUCCAGGUAAAUCUUCCAGAAACUAGUGUGUUCGGUGGAUUGAUUCUUCCGAUCUGAGCCUUCUCAUGAUUAGUUUUCGAUCUUCGAAUAAACCAGCUGCGAAAUUCUCAUCUAAAGCUCCGUUUUCAUAUUCGAUUUCCUAUCUCUUUCUACCAUCGAACGUCUUCUUCAUACGCUACUUCAACUGCUCUAGAUUUCGUCUAAAAAUCUGACCUUUUGUUCUUCCUCGUUCGCAAAUUCUAAAAGCUUGAACCUUUCUUCCUUUCACCCUCUCAAAAACUCUCGUCUUUUCACGUUCGAUUAGGUCGUUUGAAACUCUGUUCUUAGAAUCAGGAAGGAAGAAAAUGGCUGAGAGAAACUGGUUGAUUUCGUUCGAGGAUCUUCCUUCUCAUUUGAUCUUGGAGGUGUUGACCUCUGGACGGCUUAAUGCGGUUGAUCUACUCAGCCUGGAAUUGACCUCGAAGGUUUUCGGAGGGAGCUAUGGUUUUUCCCCUUUGAAAUUCAGAUCACUAGCUGAUUACGCAGCGUCUCAGCUUUGCUCUGUGCAUCCUGUCUAUGUGGGAAUGGGUUUGACUACACAGAAAGAGCUCUUUGCGAAUUGUGAGGGAAACUGGAAGCGGCUCUUGAGGUUCUUGCAGUCAGUUGAGCAAUCAUCAGAUAUGGUUGAAACCUCUGCAGGCAAUAUGCAAAUUACAACAGGAAGGUAUCACACGUUGCUAAUCAACAACUCAAAGGUUUACUCUUGUGGUUCAAGUUUGUCCGGUGUUCUUGCUCAUGGCCCAGAAACUACUCAAUGCGUUGCAUUUACGCCUAUAGGGUUCCCUUUCUCUGCUCAAGUGGCUCAAGUCUCAGCCACACAGAACCAUUCUGCUUUCGUAUUGCAAUCUGGAGAGGUUCUCACAUGUGGGGAUAAUUCGUCGCAUUGCUGUGGUCACUUAGACACUAGCCGUCCUAUAUUUAGGCCUAAGCUUGUUGAGGCUUUAAAAGGAACUCCUUGUAAGCAGGUGGCUGCUGGGCUGCACUUCACUGCGUUUCUAUCAAGGGAAGGGCGUGUGUUUACAUGUGGAUCAAACACACACGGACAGCUUGGUCAUGGCGAUACCUUGGAUAGACCAGUACCCAAAGCUGUUGAACUUCUUCAAAGCAUUGGCCCUGUGGUGCAAAUUGCAACUGGACCGAGCUAUGUUUUAGCUGUGACACAGGAUGGCUCGGUUUACUCGUUUGGAUCUGGUUCUAACUUCUGUCUUGGUCAUGGAGAGCAACAGGACGAGCUCCAGCCGCGUGUUAUUCAGGCUUUUAAAAGAAAAGGUAUUCAUAUACUCCGUGUCUCUGCAGGCGAUGAACACGCCGUGGCACUUGAUUCCAAUGGCCGUGUAUACACAUGGGGUAAAGGUUACUGCGGUGCUCUAGGCCAUGGAGACGAAAACGACAAGAUCACUCCUCAAGUUUUGGUCAGUCUCAAGAACUGUCUCGCUGUCCAGGUGUGUGCAAGAAAGAGGAAAACCUUUGUAUUAGUCGAAGGUGGAAUAUUGUAUGGAUUUGGGUGGAUGGGAUUUGGAAGCCUUGGGUUCCCGGACAGAGGAGUUUCGGACAAAGUCCUGAAGCCAAGAGUGUUGGAGAGCCUGAAACCACACCGGGUCUCUCAAGUUAGCACCGGUUUGUAUCACACCAUUGUGGUUACUCAAGGUGGUCGCAUUUUCGGUUUUGGAGAUAACGAAAGAGCUCAGCUUGGUCACGACUCACUCCGUGGCUGCUUAGAACCUACCGAGAUCUUUCUUCAUUGUGGCCGUUCUCGUAACCGACUUUGUUGACCUCCAAUGGUAUAGCAAUAUGCUGCUAGUGUAUUUUGUAUGAUUUUGUUGUAUCCGUUUGAUUUUUUUUUUUUUUUUAGAUUCAUGAGUGUAUCAAUUGAUUCACGUGUAUACAACAUUAAUUACCGACAUAAUACAUUUGAUUCGAUAA